Molecule: messenger RNA, 1110 nt
Organism: Phalaenopsis equestris
Lineage: Eukaryota; Viridiplantae; Streptophyta; Magnoliopsida; Asparagales; Orchidaceae
Product: protein RER1B-like
Exons: 4
Coding region: 178-1110 (310 amino acids)
Biological process (GO): protein retention in ER lumen; retrograde vesicle-mediated transport, Golgi to endoplasmic reticulum
Cellular component (GO): Golgi membrane
Source: RefSeq, a predicted model, not a curated record
GGGAUGCAUUUAGCCCCCUUACAUUUGCCCUAAUUCUGAUAGGCGAGCCAAAAUUCAUCCGCGCGCAGAAUAAAAUGGCCAGAACGGAUCCCCAAUCAUGAUGCUCUCAUUCCACCAGCUUCUACUGUCGGCACCCAUUUUCUUGUUUUCAUUAGAUCUAGAGCUUCGGUCGUGCUUAUGGAGGGAGCAUCGGGCGAUAGUUCCGGCGCUCCUUUAGCUAUAGCGAGAUGGAAGAAUGAUUUUUCUAGGGCUUUCCAGUACUAUCUCGAUCGUUCCACCCCGCAUCCGGUUGGAAGAUGGCUGGGGACUCUCGGUGUUGCCUUGAUCUAUGUAUUGAGGGUUUAUUUGCUUCAGGGAUUCUACAUCGUCACCUAUGGGCUCGGGAUAUAUUUGCUGAAUCUCUUGAUCGGGUUCUUGUCUCCGAUUGUAGAUCCCGAGGUUGAGGGCUUGGAUGGAGCAUCUCUUCCAACCAGGGGCUCAGAUGAGUUCAAGCCCUUCAUUAGACGCCUUCCAGAGUUUAAGUUCUGGUACUCCAUAACAAAAGCUAUUUGCAUUGCGUUUGUUAUGUCCUUCUUCUCCGUCUUUGACGUUCCUGUGUUUUGGCCCAUACUUCUUUGUUACUGGAUUGUUCUUUUCUUCUUGACAAUGAAGCGGCAGAUUAUGCACAUGAUCAAAUACAAGUAUAUUCCAUUCAAUACAGGGAAGCAGAGAAAAUACAUCAGCUAUGGUGAUCCUUACCGUCAAUUAAGCAUUCUAGCACCUGGUCUUUACUCCUUAAUAUCCUUUCCCUUGAACCGAACCUUGUAUGCCACCGAUACUUUUAGGGAAAUUUACAUGCAUGCCACUCAAUUCCUCUCUAUUUACAUAUCUAAUCAAAUUCUUGGUGUAGACUUUACAAUUGUAAUCUCUUUGGUGGUCAACCACAAUUCAAUUCAAGUUUUACUUGAUAUUGCUAUUAAGUAUUUUCCUAAGCUUGAGCCGUUACAUGUAAAGAAUGCUUUUUUGCAUGCAGAGCUUGAAGAUGACUUAUAUAUGGAGCAGCCUGAGGGCUUUAUGGUUACAGAAAAAGAAGAUCAUGUUCGUUUAUUAAAAAAUCUUUUUAAGGUUUGA